Betta splendens (Siamese fighting fish) is the source of this 3382-nucleotide messenger RNA. RefSeq names its product butyrophilin subfamily 3 member A2-like. The record is from RefSeq and is a predicted model, not a curated record. The transcript is spliced from 10 exons. The coding region runs from base 107 to 1501 and encodes 464 amino acids. NCBI's taxonomy places the organism in Eukaryota, Metazoa, Chordata, Actinopteri, Anabantiformes, Osphronemidae. Gene Ontology annotation, molecular function: nucleic acid binding.
AGGCAGGUUAUUACCAGCAGAAGGAAGCGUUUCAGCACACGGGUUCAGUGUCAACAAGUAGAACAAGUUAGAUGAGAACGAACGAGCUGGAGACGUUGCCUCAUCAAUGAUCAAGUCAUCAUGCAAACACAGUGAACGGCUUCAUUUGUCUCAACCUACCAACACUUAUCAUCUUCCUCAUGUACAGAACUCCCGUCUGUUUCCUCUCAGGGUUUGGAUUCUCUGUCUUCUGCUUCGCUGCUGCAGCGGUGACUCUGAGCUGAUUGGUUCCUCUCAGCCAAUAGUAGCUCGAGUUGGUGAUGAUGUCACGUUACCGUGUCAUCUUGAACCUGCCCUGGAUGUUGAUAUGACAGCGUUGGAGUGGACGAGGCCUGACCUGAACCAGUUUGUGUAUGUGUGGCGAUCUGGUCAGGAGUUGGUCAACGACAUCCAUCCAUCGUACAGAGGCAGAACAUCCAUGUUCUCUGAUCAGCUGAAGGAGGGAAACAUGUCCCUGAAGCUCUCUGAGGUAGAACUGUCUGACAGAGGAACCUACAGGUGCUUCAUUCCUAAACUCAGCAAACAGGCACUGGUUACGCUCAUUGUUGCACCAGACGCUGUUUCAUCCCCCGUCAUCAGUUUAUCAGGACUCGACAGAGACAGAGGUGGAGUGGUGCUGGAGUGUAGGAGUGGAGGCUGGUUCCCAGAGCCUGAGCUGCUGUGGCUGGACGCUGAGGGAAAGCUCCUCUCUGCUGGACCUACAGAGACAGUCAGAGGUUCUGAUGACCUCUAUACUGUCAGCAGCAGAGUGACUGUGGACAAGAGACACAGCAGCAGAUACACAUGCAGAGUCCAGCAGACCUCCAUCAACCACACCUCAGAGGCUCACAUUGAAGUUACAGAUGAUUUCUUUAACUUCCCAUCCAGUUUAUUUGCUGCUACUGUUGGUUUAUCCGUUGCUUUUGCUGUUUGCAUCUUGUUCAUUCUUCUGCUUCUGUUGCUGUUUUUUAACAUAAUCAGGUGCAAAAUAUGUGAGAGGGAUGAAAACUGUGGGAAAAGGAAGAUAAUAGAUCAUUUUAAACAUAGGAGGGAGAAAACAGAGAGAGUAAAGACCCUGAAAGAUGAACUGAAAAACAAGAACAAUGAGGUUCAACAGAAACAAACUGAGCUGCAGCGGCUACAGCAGGAGGAAGAGAACAGAGAGAAGAUUCUGCAAAGUGUGAAGAAAGAGCUGGACACGAGGAACAACGAGGAUCAGCAGAGGAGGGAGGAACCUGAGAAGAGAGUGAAGACCCUGAGAGAGGAGCUAAAAACCAAAAAGGAACAGGACAUGGCAAACUGUACCAAGCUCGUUGUGAUGGAUAAUGGCCCAUGUUUUAACUGCAAAGAACGACAAGAGUUACAGACGUACGACUUCCUGCACAUCACUUCAGGUCCACUGUAUCCACAAUCCAAUGGAAAAGCAGGAAAAGGGGUUCACAUCCUGAAGCAGCUUCUGAAGAAAGCUGUUGAUAGCAAUUAACUUACCCUAUACACAAAAGCAGCAGGAUUCAAAGCUUGAGAAGAAGUUCAUGAAAAUGAAGCUCAAGCAAAAGUUGUUUUAUGACAGAUCCUCAAAACGUCUUGAACCACUGCUCAAGGACGACAAGGUGAGGGUUGAAGGUGCAAAUGCAGGGAGCAGUGAAGGUGAUCUUACUCAGUGAAGACACAGGAUGGACAGGUGCUCAGGAGAAACAAUAGACGUCCACUGAAGAGUGAACAAAAUGCACCAGAGCACGAAGGAGCAUGUGAAAGCGCUGAAUCAACAUCAUCAGCUGAACAAUGUUAAACUCUUACUCUGAAGCACGUGCAAACACAACUCCUCAGGAGACACGACUGCUAAGAUCAACUAGAGUCAUUAAAAACCUGACAGACUUAACUUUAAGAUGGUGAUGGAAAUGGUGUGUCAGCCUUUGAAAUGUCAUGGUAAAUGUGAAUGGAAAGGUUUGUUAAAAUGUAAACAUUAUUUAGCUGUACCAGUUUAAUUACAUUCAUUAGUUGUGUGGUUGAUGCGAUAAAGCGUUAUGUGUUAAGGUAAGAUGUUUGCUUUAGUUUGAAGUUUCUGAAAAAGGAGAACGUUAUAUGUGUGGUGUUCAGUGUAACCACCAGAGGGCAGUAGUGGACUGCAGACUCAGUAGAGAGGUAAGUAUUAGUGCUGGAGAAGAGGUGAGAGGGUGUAGAGAGGCGGAAAAAGGUAAAAGAGGAAGUAAUUAACGGACUAAUAGGUAACAGGUAAUAGGAGACCUCACUGUCUGUGCACAUUUCUUUACCAAAGUGAAGCUCAUACACCAAGAUCAGGUCUGAGCCCCUUCUUGUUUGCUUUGCUGAUGCACAGACUGACAGACGAGGUCAGACUGGAAUCUGGACAAUGAUGUUUGAUCAGUGAGGAGAGAGCAGGUGGAGGAACAGCUGGAGGUGGAGGUUUGCUGGAAAGAAGAGGCAUGAAAGCUGUAGUAAGACAGAAUACAUGAGUCUAAACCAGAGGUAGAACAGUGAAGGUACAUGGGCUGAGGUGCAGAAGCUGCAGCAGUUUAACAGUUCAGUGUGAUGAUGAGUGUGGAACAGAGGUGGAGGAGAGUGCAGGCGGGUUGGAGCGGGUGGAGGAAAGAAGAAGAAGAGUGUGAGCAAGACUCAAAGGGAAGGUGUAAAGACAGUGGUGAUUUCAGCUCUGCUCUGUGGGUUAGAGACGGUAGCAGUGAGGAAGAGGUGGAGCAGAGAUGAAGAUGCUGAGGUUCUGUGAUGAGGUUGGACAGAACCAGGAACCAGCUCAUCAGAGGACGGCUCACGCUGCCUGUUAGCAACAAAGUCAGAGCACAGACUGAGGUGGUUUGGACGUGUGCAGAGGAGGGAGAGGGAAUGUAUUGGUGAAAGGAUGUUGGAGAUGGAGCUGCCUGACGAGAGGAAAUGUUCACUGAACCAAACGUUGCUCAUCACUUUUUUCACCAGUUGGAAAUCAAAUGUGAAGUGAUCCGUGUCCUAGAUAAAAUAAAUUGGAUGAUGGACCGGAACCUGCAGACACUGGUGGGAAAUCAAGAAAUGGACUUCCCUCAGGUUCAUGUUUUACCUUAGUUUGUGUAACUAAGGCAAAAACAUACUAGUUAAGGUAACCUGUGGUCAAGUGUAGACAGCAAAUAUGAGAAUCUCGCUCUCUCUCUCUUUAAUAUAUACAGUAUAUAUAGAGAGAUAUUUCUUUUCUACUGUAAUGUGGUGUCUGUUUGCACCAAGAACCCAUCCAAUAUCAUUGUAUCCAUGCUUACACAGGCUAAACUAUCGUAUUGUAUUGUAUUGUAUUGUAUUGUAUUGUAUUGUAUUGUAUUGUAUUGUAUUGUAUUGUAUUGUAUUCUAAGUCCUGUCACCCUCUGAU